Molecule: messenger RNA, 1931 nt
Organism: Paramacrobiotus metropolitanus
Lineage: Eukaryota; Metazoa; Tardigrada; Eutardigrada; Parachela; Macrobiotidae
Product: WAS/WASL-interacting protein family member 3-like
Exons: 5
Coding region: 185-1621 (478 amino acids)
Molecular function (GO): actin binding
Source: RefSeq, a predicted model, not a curated record
GCUGGUGCAAAACGCAAAGUGUGUCAUUCGCAUCGCUACAAAUAAUCCAUUUCUAACACUUUCAGCUUUCAGCGCUUUCCCAAUUGAAAUUUUGACUUUUCAAAAUCUUCUUUUUGCGCGCAUCACAUUAUCGGAUUUUUUAUCAUUGGACUGGUUGUCAGGUUGUGCCUUUAUCCACUGCACCAUGCCUCCACCACCACCGCGUCCUCCCCCCGGACCACCCCCACCUCCUGGUCCCCCACCGCCCCCCUCCGCUGGCGCUCCGCCGGUCGCCAAGCCUGCCGCCGCAUCCACAGACCGAGCGAUGGUAAUGGCGGAUAUCCGAAAAGGCGCCAGACUGAAGAAAGUCGACAGGAGCGAAAUCAAGGAUCGCAGUGCGCCAGCCGUGGCAGGCUCGGCUUCGUCAGCCUCUGGCUCAUCCGGUGAUUCAGCCUCCACCGGAAGUUCCCGCGGACCGCCCCCGGCGGCGGGCACGGGGACCGCGGCGCGGCGACCAGCGGGCGGCUCGCCCAUGUCCCUGCAGGAUGAACUGCAGCGCAAACUGGGCAAACGCAACGGACCACAGGCGGAAAAAGUCAGUCCAUCCGAUGAAUCACUCCCAUCACCACCCCAGUUCAUACCGCCCGCACCGGCAGCCGGUUUCUCCAAACCCAACCGCGCGCCCAGCAUCCCCACGGCGGCGCCCCCGGUGCCCCGCCUCAGCCCCAACACCCCGCCGGCCCCUCCGCCAGCCUCCAGCAAACCCAGUUUUCUCGACAUCCGCCAGCUGCCCAACCAGGACAGUCCCGUCACCCCUAAACCGGCUCCCACGCCCAAACCCCCGCAAUUCAACAACAACGGUCUCAACUACAACAAUGGUGGAUCACAGACAUUGCACAUUCAACGCCCCUCCGACCGGAAACCCAUCCCCAGCAUGAUGGCCACCGUGCCGCCGCAGAAACCGAAAAAUCCCCCGCCGCCGCUGCCCAGCAAUCCACCACCGAGAAUCAGCUCCACCAUGCCGCGGCCGGUCAAACACCAGCGUCCCUCGCUGCCGACGGACAGUAUGGCAGUAUCGGGCGGGGAUUCCAGCCCUCCAGCGCCGCGUGUUCCUGAACGGAUGCCCAGUCAACGUGGCGGACAACGGCCGGCCACUGGGCCGCCGCCGCCCCCACCUCCCGGCAGCCAGGUGGAUGGGUUGGUGGUCAAUGUGCAGCAGAAACCCCCACCACCCUCGCGGCCCCCGGUGAUGGGCAAGACCCCGCAGCCGCCGGUCGGCCCGAUGGCCCCGGUGCCCGUGACGAUGUCGCACAGUUCUUCAUUGAGUUCCCUGCCGGGACACAACAACGGGAGUGUACGCCCACCGCGGCGUACGGAUAAUCACGAGGGUAUAGUGGAAAAUGGCAAGGGGACGUUGCGCGGCGCCCCGGCCCCGCCGGUGCCCGUGGGAGGGCGGUCGCCGCGCGGAUCGGCUGCGGCCCUGAUUGCUCAAGAAUUUGAAGCGAAAUUCCAAUUCCACGCCAUCAGCGAGCUACCAGCACCCGGGAGGUUCUCCGGAAUGCCCAAGACCUACCCGUCAACCAAGAGCCGCACCCCGCGGCCCGUCGCGCCGGCUCCUCCUGUCGUCGGGCAGGUCCGAUAAAUGUGGAUUUAAUAGUUGGGGAUUUUUUUCGUUUCUCUUUUUCCUUUUUUUUACGGUGCAAGGAUAGUGUUUUUUUACGGAUUUUUGAUAUUUUCGCGCCUUACGGUGAGGAAAUGUGUCGACGGCAGCCACGUACAGUUUAUCGGGCGAUUAUUGUGUUUUUGUGAAAUUUUUAUCCUGUAUUUACGUGUCAAUGUGGUUUAACAUCCGCUGGCUUUACAGAUUGUUUACACUGGAUGAAUUUGUAGUUUAUAUCGUAGGUUUUGUAUGCUUUUCUAUAUUGUAAAAUGAAUGAAAAAUUAUUGGAUUA